Messenger RNA from Truncatella angustata, 1779 nucleotides. RefSeq names its product Alpha/Beta hydrolase protein. Gene Ontology annotation, cellular component: fungal-type vacuole. The transcript is spliced from 8 exons. Gene Ontology annotation, biological process: proteolysis. Lineage: Eukaryota; Fungi; Ascomycota; Sordariomycetes; Amphisphaeriales; Sporocadaceae. Bases 1 to 1779 code for a protein of 592 amino acids. Gene Ontology annotation, molecular function: serine-type carboxypeptidase activity. The record is from RefSeq and is a predicted model, not a curated record.
AUGCAUUCUUUUGCCGGACUGCUGGGCCGCGGCCUGGUGGUCGCUCUUGGCCUGGCGUCCGCUGCACCUACAAACGUAUUGACAUCGCGCCUUACAAAUGGCGUCGAGAUUAGCUACAAUGAGCCUGGAAUCUGUGAAACCACACCAGGUGUCAAAUCCUACAGCGGGUAUCUCACCCUUCCCUCAACGCCUUACCAGCCUUACUCGCAGAAGCUCUUUUUCUGGUUCUUCGAGGCACGUAACUCUCCCGAGACGGCGCCGCUGAGCAUCUGGCUGCAAGGCGGCCCCGGUGCUCCUUCCGUCGAUCAGGCGCUUGGCGAAAACGGCCCUUGCAUUGCGCAGUCGGACUCGAAUUCUACUGUCCUGAACCCUUGGUCGUGGAACAACUAUGCCAAUCUUCUCUACAUUGACCAGCCUACGCAGACGGGCUUCAGCUACGAUGUCGCGACACCGGGUGUGAUCGACGCGGUGACGGGUGACAUCACGCUGGAGGAUCAAUGGUCAGGACCGCUUAACUAUGUAGCUGUUGAGGGCACGUUCUCGAGUCAGGAUGAGAGAAAGGUCGUCAACACCACGGCUGUAGCUGCCGAGGCCAUCUGGGAGUUCCUGCAGGUCUGGAUGGAAGAGUUCGACCAGUAUCGUCGGGAAAAGAUCAGCGUCUGGUCUCAAUCAUAUGGUGGACAUUACGCUCCGGCAAUAGCAAAUCUGCUGCAGACGCGGGCCAAAUCGUGCUCCGCUAAUGCUCUGCCCGUCACUGUCGAUAGUGUCGGCAUCAUCAGCGGUUUCAUCGAUUUCCUGACCCAGGGUGAAUAUUAUCCCAGCUUCGCCAUCAACAACACGUACGGGAUUCAAGCGUACGAUAUCGAAGUCUCGGAGUCUGCCGCGGCGAACUGGUCAAUGCCGGGCGGCUGCAAGGAGCAGGUCGAGGCUUGCCACGCUCUAACACCCAAUGGCUACCGAGAUCAAUACGGAACAAACGAUACCGUCUCCGAGAUCUGUGGUACUGCAUUUGGAGUGUGUUGGAUAACCGUGUAUUAUGCAUAUGACGCGCUCUCCGGCCGAGACCCCUUCGAUAUCGCGCAUUUUAACCCACCUUCCUUCCCUCCGCCUUACGCAUACGGUUUCCUCGCACAGGAAUGGGUACAGAAGGCCCUAGGCGCCGAAGUCAACUACACGCAGAACCACAACCCGACGGCCAACCAAUUCAGCGCGUCUGGCGAUUUCAUAUUCGGUGGCUUCAGCGACGAUCUCGGCUCACUCCUCGACGAUGGUGUAAAGGUGGCUCUGAUCAACGGAGACCGCGACUUCAGAUGCAACUGGGUUGGUGGCGAAGCAGUCAGCCUGUCCAUCGACUACGAAAACAAGGACGACUUCGCCGCGGCAGGCUAUGCCGACAUCCAGACGAGCUCGUCCUACGUCGGCGGUGUGGUGAGACAGUACGGAAGCUUCUCCUUCUCGCGAGUGUUCGAGGCUGGGCAUCAGAUCGGCUACUACCAGCCCGAGACAGCCUACCAGAUAUUCACCCGUACCAUCUUGGGCAAGGACGUUGCUACCGACGAGAUAUCUUUAAAGGAACAUCCGAAUUACGCCACCGAGGGGCCGGCAACGGUGUUCGAUAUUACAAAUGAGACGCCAGCACAGCCUGCCUCGGAGUGUUAUGUUUUGGCCUACCCAUUGUUUCCUUAUUGCACUGAUGAGCAGCAACAGGCAUUGGUAGACGGCACGGCUGUGGUGGAGGAUAACAUUGUAGUGAGCCCGUCGGGUAGAGCUGCCUCGUGA